Drosophila obscura is the source of this 490-nucleotide messenger RNA. Its product is annotated as sarcocystatin-A. Bases 34 to 465 code for a protein of 143 amino acids. The record is from RefSeq and is a predicted model, not a curated record. NCBI's taxonomy places the organism in Eukaryota, Metazoa, Arthropoda, Insecta, Diptera, Drosophilidae. The transcript has 2 exons. Gene Ontology annotation, molecular function: cysteine-type endopeptidase inhibitor activity.
ACAUAUCAGUGUUUAUUUUGAAAAUCAAACGAAAUGUUCAACCGUAAAUUUUUGCUCAUUUGCGUGGCAUUUGCUGGCAUUGCUGCUCUGGUCAGUGGCAGUCCUCACGGCGAUGGCGAUGGCGAAGUGCCGCCCCCAGCAUUCGGUGGACUCGGUGCACCCAGGACGUUGAGUGGAGCGGAGCUGGAAAACGCUCAUGCGACGCUGAAAGCCUCCCUGGACAGACUGGCCGCUGGCGAGGGACCCAGCUAUCGAGUCUCGAAAAUUCUGUCAGCCUCCGUGCAGGUGGUCGCUGGCUCGCUGAACUCGUACAUUGUGGAGCUAAUUGAGCCGAAUGGCAUCACCAAAGUGUGCGAAGUGCGGAUCUGGUCCAGGCACUGGCUGCCCAAUGGCAUUGAGGUCACCUUCAACUGCCCCAACGAGCCGCAGGUGAUCAAGUCCCACAAUGCCCCACCACGAAUUUGAAUGCAAUAAAGUUUGGCAUUUUCUC